Molecule: messenger RNA, 2268 nt
Organism: Chironomus riparius
Lineage: Eukaryota; Metazoa; Arthropoda; Insecta; Diptera; Chironomidae
Source: the annotation of a GenBank genome assembly
UCAGUUGGAAGUCGGCAGAUUGAAAAAUAAUUUCCAUUUCUGCUGUUUCCUAUAAAAAGCUUCAUCAUUCUUCAGCUUGUUAUCAGUUAUCAGUCUAAACUUAAAUCCUAUCAACAUCAAUAACAAUAAUAACUAGUGAAUUUUUUUGUGGUGAAAAACAAGAAAAUGAAAAUCUUUGUAGGAAUUUUCAUAAUCAUUGCGGCUUCAAUAGUUGCUCAAGCAGCUAAAAAAGAUUGGUGGGAAAGAGGAAACUUUUAUCAAAUUUAUCCGAGAAGCUUUAAGGAUUCUGAUGGAGACGGGAUCGGUGAUAUCAAAGGAAUCGCUUCCAUGAUGCCCUAUUUGAAGGAACUUGGAAUGGAUGGUGUUUGGUUGUCUCCGAUAUUUAAAUCACCUAUGAUCGAUUUCGGCUAUGACAUUAGCAACUACACAGACAUUCACUGGGAAUAUGGAACUCUAGCUGAUGUUGAUAAUUUAAUUAAAGUUUGCAAACGUUUGGGCAUCAAGCUCAUUCUCGAUUUUGUUCCAAAUCACACAUCAAAUCAACAUCCAUGGUUUUUAAAGUCAGAAGCUAAUGAUCCAUACUACAAAGACUUCUAUGUCUGGUCUCCAGGCAAAAUUAACAAUGAAACAGGAGAAAGAGAACCACCAAGCAAUUGGAACAGUUUGUUUAGAUUUACAGCAUGGCAAUGGAGUGAAAAGAGACAGGAAUAUUAUCUUCAUCAGUGUCUUAUUGAGCAGCCUGAUUUGAACUACAGAAAUCCAAAUGUUGUCAAGGAAAUGAAGAAUGUCUUGCUAUUCUGGCUUGAUAGAGGAAUCGACGGCGUUAGAGUUGAUGCCAUACCUUACAUAUUUGAGACACAAUACGAAAAUGGAACUUUCCCCGAUGAACCAGUGAGUGGAUUGUGUACCGAUGUUGAGGGUACCUGCUACCAUAACCACAUCCAUACUAAGGACUUGGUAGAGACUUACAAUCUUGUCUAUGAUUGGCAUGAUUUAUUUGUGAGUUAUACAAAGGAACAUGGCGGUGAUACAAGAAUUAUAAUGACAGAAGCUUACACAACUCUGGAAAAGACUCUUGACUUUUAUGGCAAUCCAUUUGGUCGUGUUGGUAGUCAGGUUCCAUUUAAUUUUGAGAUGAUUAACUAUAUCAAUGUGAACAGCACCCCAGCUGAUUAUAAGACACAAAUUGAUGCUUGGAUUAAUAAUAUGCCUAAGAGUUCUGAAUUCGUUCCUAACUGGGUUGUUGGUAAUCACGAUCAGCAUCGCGUUGUUAAUAGAUUUGGAAUCAAUCGUGGUGAUGCCAUCAAUAUGAUGGUUCAGAUGUUGCCAGGAAUUGCUGUAACAUAUUAUGGAGAUGAAAUUGUGAUGGAUGAUUUAUGGAUAUCAUUUAAUGACACUGUAGAUCAAUUGGCAAUCAACAUGGGACCUGACAACUACUGGGCUGUUGAUCGUGAUCCAGCUCGUACUCCAAUGCAAUGGGAUAAAACAGCCAUGGCUGGAUUCUCAACAUCAAAAAAGACAUGGCUUCCAGUUAAUCCAAAUUAUCUACAAGGCGUUAAUGUUAAGGAUGAAAGAAAUAAACUUGGAAGUCAUUUGAAUGUUUUCAAGAAGCUUGUUCGUAUGAGGAAGAACAGGAAAGUCUUACAAGAUGGUUCAACUGUCACUAUUGCUGACAACAAUCUUUUGAUCAUCAAACGUGAAAUUGAUAAUACACAAUUAUUUGUAGCUCUUAAUUUCGGCAAACAAGAUCAAGACUUUGUUGUCAACGACUAUUUUGUUCCAUUGAAAAAGCUGUAUACAGCAAGUGUUGUUUCUGAUAACUCUAAUAUUCGUCAGGGUCGCUUCUUCCGAUCUACUGACAAGGUUAAAGUUCCUAAAGAUGCUGGUGUCGUUCUUGAAUAGACUUUUACUGUAGCACUGUGGCUGAAUAUGAUAAAAUGAUUGUUAAUAUACGAAAUACUUAAAAAAAAUGCUGGUUUAUCCUAAUAAGCAACUAUCCUUAAUAUUUCUUAUCUGUUGGUUGUCAAUAUGUACAAUUUAAUAAUCUGUAGUAAUGGUUUGAUUUGCAAGAAUAUUCUAAAGCACAAUUUACACAGAACAGUCAACCUGAAACUUAGUAUCAUUGCCUAACCCAAGAAUAUUCUUCGCAAUCUUCCUUAUUCUUACAAAAUCUCCAGAUACACAUUAUCCUUAAUAUCAAAUCAAAUUUAUUUAUCAAUCUCUCACUUUCUACUUUUCCUUCAAUUUACAUCCUUAAUCUAUUUACCC